Molecule: messenger RNA, 1164 nt
Organism: Lodderomyces pseudojiufengensis
Lineage: Eukaryota; Fungi; Ascomycota; Pichiomycetes; Serinales; Debaryomycetaceae
Exons: 1
Coding region: 1-1164 (387 amino acids)
Cellular component (GO): Ino80 complex
Source: RefSeq, a predicted model, not a curated record
AUGGCAAAGUCUAGGGUAAUAGAUAGCAGUGACGAUGAGAAAGAAUAUUCAAACUCACCAGCAUUAGGGUCUGACUUCAAUGAUGAUGAAGAAGAAGAGGAGGAGGAAGAUGAUGAUGGAGAGGAUUUUACAUAUAAAGGCGAAGAUUCAAUUGCAAGACUUGCUCGAGAAAGAAAGCAAUCAAUAUUAACACAGGAACAAGAAGAGGAAGAAGACGAUGAUGAAGAGGACGAUGAAGAUGUUGAUGAAGAUGAACUUGAAGAAGAAGAAGAAGACGAUUUAGCAGAACUGAGUGAAGAACAAGAUGCUGAUAAUGAUGAAAAUUUCAAUAUAGAAGAUAUAGAUGAAGAUCUUGAACCAAAAGAUGAAUACGAAGCAGAAGACGAUGAAGAUAUUAAAAAUGUUAAAGCUGUAAAACCAGUUAAAAGUUCACCACAACGAUCUAUUAAGAUUAAAAUUAAACCACCUACUUUAAAAAACGAUUCAUCAACAAAUACACCUCCUUCAAAAGUUAGCACUGAAACUGAAACUGAUACAAGAAGUAGUAGGAAACGACAGAUUAAUUAUUAUCAAGAUGAUGGACUUGAUUUUUCAGAUGAUUUAUCAGAUGUUGAAGAUAUACCACCUUCAUUACCUAUUAAAAAAAUCAAAAUCAAAUCAUCUACCAAAACUCAACCACAAGACCUUGAUCCAGAUCUUUUACUUACAGAUGAAGAAAAUGAAUAUAAUCAAAAUUCAGCAAAUGAUAUAUCAAAAAUGACUGAAAGACAACGUGCAAGAUUAAAUGCUGAAGCAUCAGUUGGAUUAGAAGAACAAUAUUUAGAAUUAGAUUCAAGUGGUAAAAAAUCAAAAAAUAAAAAACAAGUUAAAAUUGAAACAGAAGAAGAAAUAGCUUUAAGAAAAGCAGAAAAUGCAAGAAAAAGAAUGGAUUAUAAAAAUAAAAUGUUGGAAGAAGAAAAAAGAGAUACUUUAAAUAAAUUAUUAAAAAGAAGAGCUACUAAAUCAAGAGAAAUAAUUACUGAUGAUAAAGAAGGUACACCUGGUGAAGAAUUAAAUACAUUUUAUAAAGAAAGAAGACCAAUGUUGAAACAUCCUGCUUUUAUACGGUAUGUUAAUAAUACUACUAGUUUGAAAGGUAAUUCGAUUCUAGCUUAUAAUCCUUAA